UUCCGUAUGUAAGCGUAAGCGUGAGCUUACCUACCAGCUCGUCAUUCCGCGUCAAUGGAGCGUCUUUCGAAGUCCCGGAAUUGGAACCGGAAUUGGAACCGUCAUUUGCCGGACAAGAAAAAUAUAUCUGAUCGAAUUUCUGACCAUUACGAAAACAUAUAAAAAGUCCACCCCAUCCAUCCAACCCGCCGGUAAACUUAUCCUGCUCCAGCAAACCCGCUACAAUAAUGGCUUCCGACCGCACCGACGCAGAGAAAGCUAUCAAGCGCAAUCCUCACCCGGACUUCAAAAGCGUUGAAGCCUCCCGUCCCCCCUUCGAUCAAGGCUCAUCAUGGCACUUUACGCAAACUCCCUCCCCGAACUGGAAACCUGGCUCGGGCGCCAACACGUCUUCCUCGAAAGGCCAUAGACAAAUCGACCCGUAUGCGCCCGGCCGCCCCGCGGUGAACAACUACAAGCUGCUUAUUUCCGGCAUUGUGCCUCGACCUGUUGCCUUCGCAUCAACAAUCAGCGCAGAUGGCAAGUCGACCAACCUUGCGCCCUUCAGCUACUUCAACCUGGUAGCCCAUGACCCCCCGAUGUUCGUAAUUGGCUUCGCGGGCGGCCUGGACAAGGCGAAGGAUACACUGGCAAACCUCAUAGCUACGAAGGAGUGCGUGAUCAAUAUCAUCACGGAGGAGUACAUCGAGGCUGCAAACUACACGUCCAUCGAUGCGCCGGAUGGUGUGAGCGAGUGGGCGUUCAGCGGACUGAAGCCUGCGAAGAGCAGUAUGGUGAAGCCGGAUCGCGUGCAAGAAGCGGUGUUCAGCAUCGAGGCGAAGCUGACCAGUACGCAUGAGUGGACGAGCCGGAACCCCGAGACGCCGGACAAGAAGACGGGGGUUACAGUGUUUGUGGAAGGCGUCAACUUCUGGGUGAGAGAGGAUGCGAUUGAUGAGGCGGGGGUGUUGAUUGAUCCUGCUGUCAUGAAACCCAUUUCUCGACUCGGUGGUAUCACGUACGCUCGUUCAACGGAGGCUUUCGAAUUGCCGCGGCCGGAUUAUGCGCAGGUUACGAAGGAUCCUGAGGUUGCGAAGUUGGCGCUGCCGAAGGUUGAUGGACAGCUCGAGUAGCAUGUCUCACUCUGUUGCUUGUGUUUGGCGUCGUUUCUGACUUUUGAAGUGCGCGCGAGAAACUGUAGAGGGUAGAAUGGGUAGACGUGCGACAUGCGAUGAUGUGGAUAGAGGUCGAACUAGAUGAUACAUGCCUACAGAACUGCAAGGCAUAUGUAGACAGGUUGAGGAAAUAGAUAGACGGCGCUGAUCGUGUAUCCUAACAUUGUCAACAGUAGCGGUCUGCUCACCAAGGAAAUGCGCAAGACAUUCACGAACCCCACAUCCAAUCGGCUCACUACCGGCCUAAACA
Molecule: messenger RNA, 1404 nt
Organism: Dothidotthia symphoricarpi CBS 119687
Lineage: Eukaryota; Fungi; Ascomycota; Dothideomycetes; Pleosporales; Dothidotthiaceae
Exons: 2
Coding region: 228-1112 (294 amino acids)
Molecular function (GO): FMN binding
Source: RefSeq, a predicted model, not a curated record